GCAAAAUGAGUACAAGGUGAUGGUGCUGAACCACUACUGGUCCUGGGUGUAUUUCCCCUGGGGUUGGUGGUGGUGGCACCCUCGCGUCAUCAUCAUCAUACACUGCUGUCCAAUCAGGAUCUACAUCAUCAUCCGCUGGCCCUGGAUCUGGUGGCCCUGGCACAAAUACUGUGAAUACGGCUGGACACGCUGGUUCGACCGCGACAAUCCCUCUGGAACAGGCGACUGGGAGACGCUGACCGACCUCCGCAACGAAAACCCGGGACAGAUCUGCGACAAUCCGUCCGGCAUCGAGGCCCGGGUGGUGGGGACGGGCACUCCCGCGGCGCUCACCUUAGACACCUUCACCCACUUCAACGUCUUCUCGGGGUUCGUCUGCCAGCCCACAACCUGCCAGGACUACGAGGUACGUUUCUGGUGUCCGCAGCAGAGUUUUCCCGUCCCCUGCGACUGCCCCGGCUGGACCGCCUGGUUCGACGUCGACGACCCGACCGUCACCGGGGACUGGGAGUACCUGUCUAUUGUCGACACCCUCAACCCGGGGCAGGCCUGCGCCAAGGCUUCCGGCAUCCAAGUCAAGACUACCAUCGGCGACGUGCCUGCAGGGCUGACCGGCGAGGUUUUCCACCGCUUCGGACCGAACCCGGGCUUCGUCUGCCGCAAGAAUCCCGAAGGGGGCCCGGAAAAUACCCCUGCGCCCUACCAAUGCCGCGACUACGAAGUGCGCUUCAAGUGUCCCUGAUUUGAUGACGCCUUUGCGAGUGUCAUAGAAGCGCAUUGUUUACACGGC
Messenger RNA from Branchiostoma belcheri (Belcher's lancelet), 790 nucleotides. RefSeq lists its product as uncharacterized. The transcript has 2 exons. The coding region runs from base 20 to 742 and encodes 240 amino acids. The record is from RefSeq and is a predicted model, not a curated record. Lineage: Eukaryota; Metazoa; Chordata; Leptocardii; Amphioxiformes; Branchiostomatidae.